This is a messenger RNA of Vigna angularis (adzuki bean), 324 nucleotides long. RefSeq lists its product as uncharacterized. NCBI's taxonomy places the organism in Eukaryota, Viridiplantae, Streptophyta, Magnoliopsida, Fabales, Fabaceae. The transcript has 2 exons. The record is from RefSeq and is a predicted model, not a curated record.
UAUUACAUAACCACCAUUGCUUGAAAGCUAGCCAAAAUAAAAAUGGCAACCCAACCUCAAAAUUCAGAUCUUACAUUCCCACCCGCGGAUGUUGCUGGAGAACUUCAUCCUGAGACAAACACAAACGUUCAGAUUGACCCGACAUCUUCUGAGGUUGCAGCCUACAAGGAAACGAAGGCACAAAAUGAGGCCAAACAAGAGAAAGAUGAAAGAGAAAAGAAGGAUGCAUUGCAAACAAUAAAAUCAGCAAUUGUAAUUUGAGGUAUAGUUGUGGCUUUGGCAGGAGCUGCAUUUGCUAUAGCCAAGAAAUUAAGAGAGAAAUGA